AUGUUGGUCGUUCAUCUUGGCGCAGGGCGACAUUCGUCCACUUUCAACGAGAGGUACCGCAAGCUUCUUCGACGGGCACUUGUAUCAGAUUUGCGCGAUGCAGCACGUUGUAUCGAACAUAGCGCCCUAACAAACACCGGUUACGGCGCUGCUCUAGAUGUGUCUGGCGCCGUGGCAUGCGAUGCGACAGUGUUACACGGCGCGCGCGGCGUGUGUACAUCGCUCUCACUUUUGGCCGUGGUAGACGCUUGCCCGACCCAAGUAUGUCUUGAGGAAAUGGCGCGCCAGGCGGAAGAGUGCGCGCAAACGGGGCUACUGCGGCCUCUGGUGAUGAUUGCGCCGCCCGCAAACUCAGGCGAGGCCCUUGUGCUGCCUGCAGCGCGCGCCCUUUACAAGAAAUAUAUCCAGUCCACCAAUCUACAACACCACCUAUUGACCCAAGAAUCGGAAGAAAAUGGCGGUACUGGUUUUGUUCGUGCGGCCAACCCUAAAGCACAGAUCAGCGUAAAGCCUAUUUCUCUCGCAGAGGAGGAGACGAGUCUCAUUUUCCCUGUGCUGGACACGGUGGGGUAUAUUGAGAUUGGUACGGAAACAACAGCUGCAGUCUCUCUGGGAGGGCACUGGCUCCGACCAAAGGGCCGCGUGAGUUGCGCCGGAAUUCCGGGCGCGGGAGUGGCGCUCGCCGGUCGAGGCUCCGUACAAGUCUGCUGUUUAUGCAGUGGUCAGGGCGACGACAUUGUGCGAAUGACGCUCGCGAGCCAUGUGUGCGACCAAUUACUGCGAGAGGCCCUUGAUGCGCCUGCUUUAGGACCAUUGCUAGUGAAAACCAUCGAGGAGCGAGCAAAACUGGCUGGUAUAGAAUCGGCAUACGUGGGUGUGCUUGCCACUGUAGCGAUCGAAGGGCGAGUUCAGCUUGUUUUCUGUCACUCCACCGAGUCAUUCUACUUCGGUUUUCGUGCAGCAGACGGGCGCCCGCGUAUUGUUCUCAGUCGAGCAGAGGCGGGCUUUGUUUCAGGCGAGUAUUCACUCGGAAGACUGCAAUAG
Molecule: messenger RNA, 1044 nt
Organism: Clavispora lusitaniae ATCC 42720
Lineage: Eukaryota; Fungi; Ascomycota; Pichiomycetes; Serinales; Metschnikowiaceae
Gene: FGR10
Product: Fgr10p
Biological process (GO): protein maturation
Cellular component (GO): cytoplasm
Molecular function (GO): beta-aspartyl-peptidase activity; asparaginase activity; threonine-type endopeptidase activity
Source: RefSeq, a predicted model, not a curated record